GGAAAUCAAGUUCCCAACAUCAACAGAAAAUCAUGAAUGAAAUAUGGUCUCUCCUAGUCCUAGCACGGGAUUUUUUUCGUAUUGCACAGUAGGUCCACUUUGAGAUCAGUAAGGAGAGCCGGCAUUACGUGUCGUGGGCCAAGAAGUAUACGUAAUUCAUUGUGUCCCGGUAACAAAGUAUGUCCGCGUGGCAGUGGUUGCCGUCGUCAGCACGGUGGCUUGGGACCGGUUGAACGACCGUUCUGCUUGUCCUCAGUUCAGAUCCGAGACACAGCAGGGACAGUAGUGCGAGAGCGCGAAUCGCCAACAGCAACGCUCCGUCCCCUUCAGACUGCUGCGAGUGGGGUCAAGAAGCGCGAGCUCGACGCGUUUGAGGAAACAGUGUUAGAAGAUACCCUUUCCAGUAUAUUUACCGCUUACCUCAAAGAACUCUGCCCAAGAUGUUGGAGUUCAAGCCACGCACGCACUCCGAUCCGGACUUGCCGCAGCUUCUGCCGCUGCCGGUCCGGCCCCACUCGUCCUACCAGGCAAAGCUGCAGUUCAAAGAUCAAGCCCAGUUCGAAGAAAAGGUGGUGCAUGCUAUGUCCCAGAAGCUUGGAAUCGACCUAAUCAAGGUAUGGACAUUUUGAUGUUUCCGUAUGGUGAAAGCGUACCGCCACAGGAUUUCUCUAUGCAAAGUGAAAUAGUUUGUUUUUGUUAGCUCCUCGCCCGAAGUUAACGAAAUCGAAAAUGAAAUUCCACUGUAUCUAUCAAUAUCAAAUAACAGGACAACGAGUUACGAUGGGUGGUUCGCGAUUGCCUGCUCGGGUUGAAAGACGAGGGAUGGACGUGCCAACUGAAGGGAAUGAACGACCUCGCAUACCUCCACACGGCCACCGAAGAGUCCCGCUCCUUUCAUCCCGUCGUCGAGAUGCAUCGACAACUCGGCGAACGAUUAAUACUGCACAAAACCCACCUGGGCGGGAAGAAAACGGACAGGUUUUACAGAAUACAGCAGGCCGUGUACGAGGCAAUAAUGGGAGAAAGGGACGUGCGAGGGGUACAACCAAGAAACUUUUUUUUGACUCUACUAACUCCGUGCGGAUAAUGCGACGAAAUCGAACUCUCAUGUCAUGCAGCGACCGGUAGCACUGGUAUAAAAUAAAAACUAAAAAAUGAAAACACGCAGGUAACAAAUCCGAAUUUGAUGGAGGACGUAAUUCAGUGCUUGGGAAUAGACGUGCAGGAUGAGCCGUACCUGAUCCGGCGCGUGAAAAACGCAAUCGAAGAUUCCUACUUUCGCAUGAAGCACGAAGGCGCACGGUUCAUUACGGUGGAAAACGUCAUAAACGUCCAAACGCUAAUCGUGCACCUCGAGUUAGAUCGGGUCAAGUUUCUCAGAAAAAUAUCGCCCUCGGGUCUACUCUACUGCAUCGAAUGCGAAACAGCACUGGCCGACGUAUUGAACACGCUUUUUUCUGCUUUAUCGACGCGUUUACAUUUUCUAAAUUCACAAUAUAAGGAGGGUGAUCAUGAUUCAGUUGAUUCGGAAAAAUAGAGGCGAAUAGUGACGACCCACAAGAAGCAUCUGCAUCUUCUUUGUCAGAGAUAGUUUUCUUGACACGGCUUUUCCGGCUUCAAUGGAAAACAGGUAGCGUGCGCCGCGUGCCACGACGUCUUCUGCAAUAACUGUAUGGUCGCCACGCAUAGUACCGGGCACCGAAUGGACCAUCCAGCAGUUUUCAUCGAGCAGUGCGUUUGCAGCGAGUGCGAACAGCGGGCAGCAUUAGUCAGGUGUCAGGACUGCGUAGACCUGUUCUGCUACGACUGCUUCAAAAAUACACACCGGUACGGAAAGCGCGGAAAGCACUGCGUCAGAAUACCCUACACAACUUUCUGCUACGAGUGCGACGAAAAAGAAGCACAGUACUUGUUUUCAAAUUUUUGCUGAUAUUCAAAUGCUCUUGCUCAUCAAGCGAGCAUACGUACAUCAUUUCCGUUUUCAUUCUUGGCGUGAUGGUGUUGGUGGUCAGUUUCUUUCGUUGUUUUCCCACGGACGAAACACAACUACGACGGAAUAAAUAGGUACAUCUGCAUGGAGUGCGAAGACAUGCUGUGCUUGUCGUGCAACACGAAGAUGCACAGCAAGGGUGCCCGACAGAACCAUUCCCUCUACGGCUUGCGAAAAGCGGCGUACUCAAAGAAGUUGUUUGCGAACAAUCUUGACCGCGUGAUGAUGAUCGUGCAGAAAGACAGGGAUAUGGCGUUACCACUCAGCCCAUGGUUUAUCUUCUACGACGAGGCAAAAGCGCCAUACUGGUAUACAAUGCGUUUUCAGUAGUUGGAAGUGCAGUUGCUUGUUUUUGUUCAACGAAGUCCACCUCCUGUAUUGCAUUUGCAAAUCGAGAUCCGUGUCUAUAUCUUGAAUACCACGGUUGCUGCAGCUGUGAUGGGUCAUAUGUUGCGAUCAGUUUCAGCCAUCACCAAAUUAUAACGCAGGUACAAUUUUCAAACGAGAGAGCGGGUUCGCGCAAACCCGUCAAACCUGGUGGACCCACCGGAGAAGGCGGAUCCGGCCGCGGCCUCGGCAGACCAGCAGGCCGACAUGAAGCUCCCCGGCGCGACCGACUUGCUCUCGACGCACUCGGCGAUCAAGGCGUCCGAGGGCGCCAUCUUCGACGUGCCACCGCCCCUGCACAUCAAGUUCGCGUCGCCCUCCGUGGUGCAGCCGACGAAAUUUCAGAACACGGCUGUCGAAGAAUUCAAGGGCGAGAUCCAGAGGAGCAUGGGUGGGCUGUAGAAGUGGUCGUGCUUGUUUUUGUAGAAGAAGUGGGUGUUGAUAUUUCUUUUCUCAGGAAAACGAGGCGGCGCUUCUCUCGAUCCCGUUUCUCCUCUACAGUGAGGUGAUCGAAAUACAGAUCAUGAGAGCAGAAGCUGAACCCGAGAAACAGGAAAACAAAGACCUGACCUGUCUACAGGAGCGACUUAGUAGUAGAUUUCAUGCGAUAAUAUGCUUAUGUUUCCAAUUUUAUGCUUAUGUUUCCAUUUCAACUAACAGAUUUCAACGAACAGAGUUUUGAUUAUAGCCUAGAAUUCGCAAUAGUCGGCCGAGGUAGCGCUCGGUUCUUGCCAGUGAGAAGUUUAGAUAUCAAACGCCGGAGCAAAAACGAUAUUCAGCAGAGCAAAUAUAGCGAUUAUAACAGAGGAGCCCCAGCAGAUGAGUCAGAGUUUUGUUGCGGGUAAACGCCAAGAACCCAUAGGUAGAUAGAAUGAGCAAUGGUUAAUCUUUCCGUGUGAUUUGCCGCAGAACUGUACGAUUUGCUAAACGAAACGGAAAAUCACGAAAAUGCUAGCUAUGUCACAACAUGUUUGCAGCACCGAAACCCGCUGCAGAUAUGAUGUCUUACACCCGAGCACAAGAAAAUGCCGCCUCACUGCAGAUAGCCUUUUCAGUGAGAAGCUACCAUGGGGCAGGGGAGGUCAUUAUGAGCUUUGUUGUUGUAAAUUAUGAGAGAAUGAUCGAGAUGACAAUGUCAAAUAUGAAUUCAAUCCCCGUUUUAUUGAACCGAAAAUAUUAACUUGCGCGCCCUGUAUAGUACCACUAGACUAAGUUCCACGCCCGCUGCUGCGUAGCCGGAGGAAGUCCUGCGGGUCGUAAGGUAGUGACGUCUUUUGCGGACGUGAGACAAUGCUGGGUUGCCGUGCCUUUCGCGCCUAGUAGCUCUCCUCCAACUACAGUCGAUAAAGCGCCUGGUGUUCUACUUUUGGAACGACGCCGUGCGGUGCGUUUGGUUUGGAUUUGAGACUUUGAGCGUGUAGUCACAUUUGAGACGCGAUGAAGACGAUCUGGCCUGAACAAGGCAUUGUGCGAG
Messenger RNA from Amoebophrya sp. A120, 3851 nucleotides. The record is from the annotation of a GenBank genome assembly. NCBI's taxonomy places the organism in Eukaryota, Dinophyceae, Syndiniales, Amoebophryaceae.